AUGAGUGCUGAAACAUUGAUCCAACCUGAGAAUGCACUACCGGAAGGGGCGCUGCGGGCUCCUGGGACGCUGGUGACGAUUCUUGCGAGCACUUUCCUACCGGCUUCGCUGGCAGUAGGGUGCCUCAGCAUGAAUACCCGUUUCGCAAAGCUUGGUGGUAUGUUAUUUGAUUUGCUGGGUGUCAUCGUCUUGAUCGGCGGGUUCGCCGUUGUGUCGGUUGCCGUGAUCCGGAUCUGGAUUCGUGCGCGCUCUCAUGGGCCAUGGAAGACGAAAACACAGCGCGCCAGAUCGGUCAAAUCCAAGGCGCGAGUGUGGAUCAUCGUCUCCUGUCUCUAUCUGUUGGUCACGGCAUCAUUCUUGAUCAUCAUAUUGGGUAAUUACCUCGUGGGUGGUGUUACGCUUGGUGUAACGGCAGCUGUGUCUUUGGUUGGCUUUGCUUUAUAUCUCCUUCGUUAG
Messenger RNA from Metarhizium brunneum ARSEF 3297, 456 nucleotides. RefSeq lists its product as uncharacterized. The record is from RefSeq and is a predicted model, not a curated record. NCBI's taxonomy places the organism in Eukaryota, Fungi, Ascomycota, Sordariomycetes, Hypocreales, Clavicipitaceae.